This is a messenger RNA of Protopterus annectens (West African lungfish), 1357 nucleotides long. RefSeq names its product deoxyribonuclease 1 like 3 (gene DNASE1L3). Gene Ontology annotation, biological process: DNA catabolic process. Bases 125 to 1027 code for a protein of 300 amino acids. The transcript has 8 exons. The record is from RefSeq and is a predicted model, not a curated record. Gene Ontology annotation, cellular component: nucleus. Gene Ontology annotation, molecular function: DNA nuclease activity. Lineage: Eukaryota; Metazoa; Chordata; Ceratodontiformes; Protopteridae.
UAAGUGCAUUAUAAUAACGAAGGCUAGACGGGGUGAUACAAAAAGACAAAUGACAAGCAAGUAGCUGUUUUGUAGUUUAGCUUGACAGUAACGCAAAUAUUUUGUAACGCAUUAUUUUGUUAGGAUGUUUCCUCGGUUAUUACUGUUACCACUCCUGUGUGUCUCUGCUGUAAUAGCCCUGCAGAUCUGUUCCUUCAAUGUGCGCUCCUUUGGUGGUGCCAAGGUUUCCAGACCCGAGAUCCUCCAAGUUAUCCUUCAGACAAUUUCUCGGUGUGAUAUUAUGCUGUUGAUGGAGAUUAAGGAUUCUUCCAAUAAAGCAUUUCCUUAUCUGAUGGACCAGCUGAACAGCAAGUCAAAAAGAAAUGUAUACAGAGCUGUGAUCAGUGAGAGACUAGGAAGAAAAACUUACAAAGAACAGUAUGCAUUCAUCUACAGACAAAAAGCUGUGUCACUGAAAGACAUAUAUCAGUAUCAAGAUCUUCAACCAGGGGAUGAAGAUGCCUUUUCUAGAGAACCGUUUGUUGUCUGGUUCAACUCGCCUACAGCUGCUGUAAAAGAAUUCGUAGUCAUCCCUCAGCACACAACUCCAGAAACAGCAGUCCGUGAAAUUGAUGAACUCUACGAUGUUUACUUGCAUAUGAAACAACGCUGGAAUUCUGAAAAUUAUAUAUUCAUGGGAGACUUCAAUGCAGCCUGUGGUUAUGUACCAAAGAAGAGCUGGAAGGAUAUUCGGCUAAGAAGCAAUCCGAGUUUUGUGUGGCUGAUAGGUGACAAGAAUGACACAACAGUGAAGCAAACUACAAACUGUGCCUAUGACAGAAUUGUGAUACAUGGUGAAGAGAUCAUCAAGGCAGUGGACCCCAAAUCUGUGAACAUUUUUGAUUUUAAAACUGCCAAUGGACUUACAGAAGAACAGGCGCUAAACAUUAGUGAUCACUUCCCCGUAGAGUUUAAACUAAAGGCUGCUCCCCGCAAAACUCGUCUACGUUCACAGUCCAAUUCCAUUGCAAGCCUACAAAGCACUUAAGAUUGCUGUUUGCUAACUAGUUAUGGCAUAUAAAACAACGGGAUUACUUCUGCAUCACCUAUUACUAAAUAGAGGAAGAAAAAACAGUCUGUAUUAAAGAAUUUCAUUUUAUAUAAAAUUUGUACAAUGUUUCAUCUGAGCUGCUAUGAAUCAUGUGCAAAGGUUCACAUUUUGAUAUUAAUAAAAUCAUCAGUUCUAUUUCCUAGAGAAGAUACAUUUAAUGUUAUAUAACUGUAUUAUGUUUGAUGUGUGAUUAUUAAUAGCUUGUAAUGAAGUCUGUUUGAUAGCAACAGAAUAAACCUUACUGCUCCUGCUUGGCAGUUUAAUGCA